CUGCCUAAUGCCGGCAAGAGCACGUUGCUGGGGGGCAUCACGGCGGCCAGGGCCAAGGUCGGCAGCUACGCCUUUACCACCGUACGGCCACAGCUGGGUACGAUCAUCUACGAUGACGGCUGCCGGCUGGUUGUGGCGGACAUCCCGGGUCUCGUGCAGGGUGCUCAUGCCAACCGGGGCCACGGCAACGCCUUCUUGCGACACAUUGAGCGAUGUCGCUGCAUGGCCUUCGUGGUGGAUCUGUCAGGAGGGCAGGUCAGU
Molecule: messenger RNA, 261 nt
Organism: Volvox carteri f. nagariensis
Lineage: Eukaryota; Viridiplantae; Chlorophyta; Chlorophyceae; Chlamydomonadales; Volvocaceae
Exons: 3
Cellular component (GO): mitochondrion
Molecular function (GO): GTPase activity; GTP binding
Source: RefSeq, a predicted model, not a curated record